CUUUCAUCAUUUGUAUGGUCUGAAACGAAAUGGCUGCCACUCCCAAGAUAGGACUCGGAAUUGGCCCCCUUCCGACUCACCGACUCAGCAUUUCUACUCUAUCAUCUCCGCCUUCUCUCCACUCUCUCAUCGUCUUCAAAAACUUAUGCACUCGCCGACGCUUCCUGGGUAUUCACCAGUCCACUCGUACUCGGCACCUCAGGGCCGUCUCUUCGCAGGAGCCCUCUUCGUCUUCAGUUAAAGGAGUUGAGAAUGUAGUAAUUGUGGGUUCUGGUCCUGCUGGGUAUACAGCUGCAAUAUAUUCAGCUCGUGCUAAUUUGAAGCCUAUAGUGUUCGAGGGCUAUCAAGUAGGUGGCGUUCCUGGGGGCCAGUUGAUGACUACCACUGAAGUGGAGAAUUUCCCCGGAUUCCCUGAUGGAAUAACUGGGCCAGAUUUGAUGGAUAGGAUGCGGCGGCAAGCUGAACGUUGGGGAGCAGAACUGUUCCAAGAAGAUGUAGAACAUAUUGAUGUUAGGAAUAAACCAUUUACAGUGCAGAGCAGUGAGCGUAAGGUUCAGUGCCACAGUCUCAUUUUUGCCACAGGAGCUACUGCAAGAAGGCUCAGAAUACCCCGUGAAGAUGAGUUUUGGAGUAGAGGAAUUAGUGCUUGUGCAAUUUGUGAUGGAGCAUCUCCACUGUUUAAGGGGCAAGUUCUUGCUGUGGUUGGAGGAGGUGAUACAGCAACGGAGGAAGCGAUAUAUUUAACUAAAUAUGCCUAUCAUGUUCAUUUAUUAGUACGCAAGGACCAACUAAGGGCAUCCAAGGCAAUGCAAGAUAGAGUGUUCAACAAUCCCAAUAUCACCGUGCACUUCAAUACAGAGACUGUGGAUGUAGUUAGCAAUACAAAAGGCCAGAUGUCUGGUAUCUUACUUAGAAAAGUUGAUACCGGUGAGGAAUCUGUGCUUGAGGCGAAAGGCUUAUUUUAUGGUAUAGGACAUUCACCGAAUAGCCAGUUGUUAGAAGGUCAAGUUGAACUGGACAGCUCAGGCUACGUGCUGGUUCAAGAUGGUUCUUCAAGAACUUCUGUGGAAGGUGUAUUUGCUGCUGGAGACAUACAGGACGAUGAGUGGAGGCAGGCGGUAACUGCUGCUGGAUCGGGAUGUAUUGCUGCUUUAUCAGUUGAGAGAUACCUUGUGAGAAAUAAUCUACUCGUUGAGUAUCAUCAGCCUAAAGCCGAGGAGGUUAAGAAGGACCUCACGGACAUGGAUGUGAAAGAGGGCUUUGACAUCACACUGACAAAACAUAGGGGCCAGUAUGCCCUGCGUAAAUUAUACCAUGAGAGUCCAAGGCUUGUAUGCGUACUGUAUACAGCCCCAACUUGUGGUCCAUGUCGGACUUUGAAGCCAAUUCUCAGCAAGGUGAUCGAUGAAUUUGAUCAAAAUGUACAUUUUGUCGAGAUUGAUAUUGAGGAAGAUCAGGAAAUAGCAGAAGCAGCCGGAAUUAUGGGUACACCAUGUGUGCAAUUUUUCAAGAACAAGGAGAUGCUUAGGACUCUGUCGGGGGUAAAAAUGAAGAAAGAGUACAGAGAUUUCAUCGAAGCAAACAAAUGAGAUUAUUGCAGAUCCUUGUUUCGCAGAGGCCGGUCUUGCUGUGAUUCAAUUUUGUUCAUUAUGUACUGGUUAGUACAAAAAAUACCUUCUUUUUUGAUGAUGAAACCCUUAUUGUAAGGCUCUGGCUGAAUUAAAUCGCUUUUGAAUUGUUAUGGAUCUCUGUUAAUUGGCAGAGUUGAACUGUGUAAUUUUUUUUCUCAAGGAUGCAUUGUAA
Molecule: messenger RNA, 1803 nt
Organism: Tripterygium wilfordii
Lineage: Eukaryota; Viridiplantae; Streptophyta; Magnoliopsida; Celastrales; Celastraceae
Product: NADPH-dependent thioredoxin reductase 3-like
Exons: 10
Coding region: 30-1589 (519 amino acids)
Biological process (GO): removal of superoxide radicals
Cellular component (GO): cytoplasm
Molecular function (GO): thioredoxin-disulfide reductase (NADPH) activity
Source: RefSeq, a predicted model, not a curated record